Talaromyces rugulosus is the source of this 1389-nucleotide messenger RNA. RefSeq lists its product as uncharacterized. Lineage: Eukaryota; Fungi; Ascomycota; Eurotiomycetes; Eurotiales; Trichocomaceae. The record is from RefSeq and is a predicted model, not a curated record. Bases 1 to 1389 code for a protein of 462 amino acids. The transcript has a single exon.
AUGUCGCGCAAACAGAGGCGAAUGGGCCGGAGGCCAAGUUCGAAGACGCUUUAUGGAAGCCUGCACAUCUGGGAGUACGAGCGAGACGAUAAUACGGCCAAGACAAACAAUCAUCGCCGUGGUCCUUGCUCGACUACCGUAAGUCGUCGUGAUAGACCAUUGAUCCGAGAAAAAAAAGAAGACAGCAAGCAAACAACAAAUGUAGCAUUGGAUGAGAUACUCCGAUCCCGCUCUAGACUCCAAACCACGACGGAUGCAAUGCGCAUCGUGACACAUGAUGUACAAUUCGCCGUCAUUCACAUACCCUUUGCCAUGGGCCGCAGCUUUAUACACGAUCUUCGGACCUCGAUUUACUCUAUCCUAUCACAGUCCGGUUCGACUGUAACAGACGGAUAUAUAGCUUUCAUGGCGCUCGUAGCGCAUUGCCAAGCUGCCCGUCUAUGCUGGUCCACCCCCGAUUUAUGUCGGGGUGCAAAGGCUUUGCAAUGUCUUCGGAAUAUAAAACCAGCGAAACCGCAGGACGCAAUCGGAAUCUUACUUCUCGGUCAAAUUCUUUUUGUAUUUGAGAUUCUCACCGACAAGUUCACAUCCUCGGCACAUUCUAUUGUCCAGAGUGCACUCAUCUCAGCUCGUCAGUGGUAUCCGUUGUUGUUGCAAGAACCUAAAUUCGAUACUAUGACCAUAUGUCCGAUUUUUAUGGAUACAGUAUGCUGCCUGGCAUACCGGAAAGUGCCUAUUAUCCGCUUUCCCAUUCAACAUCGAAUGAUUGUUGAUCGCUAUAUAGGUGUGAGCUCCACACUUUUGCCUCUUUUAUAUGACCUUUGUGAGAUAAGCUAUGUUGCAAAGUCCACAAUGACUGGAACCAUCUCUCCAAACUCCACAGCGACGACGGAUGAAGACCAUGCUGAAGACUGCUAUUCGGCAAUAGAAAAGAGUAUUGAAAGUUGGACGCCAAUAUUGCCUCCUGAUCUCCUUUCUGCGUACGACAAGACCGAGGUGCAAAUGAUGUUGACACAGGCCAACGUUUACCGACUAGCAGGAUUGCUGGUCAUUCAUCGUUUAAGAUAUCGUCUUGGCGUCCGGGACAGUAUUGCACAGCAUUAUGCCAUGUGCAUCCUUUCUGAAAUCUCAUCUUCUUGUGCUGGAUUGGCACAAGAUGGUGGUGCGGGGGGAUUUCCCAUAAUGUUUCCCGUGUUGAUCUCCAUGUUUGAAGUUGAAGGUCUCGGUGAGGAGCUGUUGGAGAAAAUGAGUGGAUUCAUGAUAUCGAGUGUUUGCAUGUCAAAGCUUCGUGGGUUUGUAAACCAUGUCAGGAUGGCCAAGGAAUCGGGCUUCAACGGGCUGUGGUUCGAUCUGGUGGAAGAACACCUCCAUUAUGCUGUUAUUCCUUAA